GUAAUAAUAGUACGUUUUAUUUGAAUAUGCGCUUAAACAUGUACUCAAAGGCAAUUCAUUUGGUAAAAACGGAAACAAUGAAAGCAAUAACAGCAUAAACAAGGCAGGGAGAUGACAUUAUAACUAACAAACAAAAAGCAGAUUUAAAUAUGUGAGUUGGACAUGUUCACAUCUGCGUAUUGACGAUCGAUUGCUUCGGGCUGCCACUGUUCUUUAACCAGGAAGUAGCUGGCUGUUUCUGUUUGUAGCUAGCACGAGCUCGAGUGGUUGCUAGGCUUCUCUGUGUACAUGCAGGUAGAGAAGAGUUACACAAAAAUGAACGACGCACGAAACGGAGAGGUGUUUGAGGCCAUAACGGUGCACAAUUUUUCGGAGAGGAUUUUGGAGCAGGUCAUACACUUUCACGUGAUGAAGCUCAGCGGAGGGUUCUUCCUGUGGGUCGGCUCCAGUCCGGUUCUGUCCAACCUGGCGGUCUCGAUGGGCAGCAGAUAUGAUUCGAUGCCUUUAUCUACAUUAGUCAUGGGGGACCCAUCCAAUACCGCUCCAAAUUCCAUGGCACAGAGACUAGCGAAGAAGACCAAAAAGCAAGUAUAUGUGAGUUACAGUCUUCCAAUGACGAACUCCAACAUCAGUCUCUUGGUGGAGAGCAGGAUCAAAAAGGAGGUGGAGCUUCACCCGGAACACUUUUGAUUGUUUAUUGAACUUUGUGUAGAACUGACGACAUGUAGGAAGACGGGCAACAUAAAAGCUCCUUCUCCUUCUAUGUGGAGUUCCCAUACUCCUGCAGAUACUGUAACGGUACUCCAACACAAAAAACCACAAACUGUCACAUCAAGUGUUCUUUUAUUGACAUAAUAAAUUAAGUGGUUUAUUAUCAAAACAUGUAGGCCUAUGGCUUUUUGUACAAAUGUGUCGUAUUAAAAAAAUACCACUUAGAAAACA
This is a messenger RNA of Anarrhichthys ocellatus (wolf-eel), 942 nucleotides long. It is a transcript of the gene psmg4, whose product is annotated as proteasome (prosome, macropain) assembly chaperone 4. Bases 289 to 690 code for a protein of 133 amino acids. Gene Ontology annotation, biological process: proteasome assembly. The record is from RefSeq and is a predicted model, not a curated record. Lineage: Eukaryota; Metazoa; Chordata; Actinopteri; Perciformes; Anarhichadidae. The transcript has 3 exons.